Artibeus jamaicensis (Jamaican fruit-eating bat) is the source of this 2670-nucleotide messenger RNA. RefSeq names its product FLVCR heme transporter 2 (gene FLVCR2). Gene Ontology annotation, cellular component: membrane. Gene Ontology annotation, molecular function: heme transmembrane transporter activity; heme binding. Lineage: Eukaryota; Metazoa; Chordata; Mammalia; Chiroptera; Phyllostomidae. The transcript is spliced from 11 exons. Gene Ontology annotation, biological process: heme export; transmembrane transport. The record is from RefSeq and is a predicted model, not a curated record. The coding region runs from base 362 to 2041 and encodes 559 amino acids.
GUGCGCCCCAGGGGCGAGGCCCCGAGCCGGCCCGGGAGCAAACGGAGUCCGGCAGAAGUGGCUGCGCUAGGAGCUAAGUCUUUUCCCGGAUCAAGCUCUGAACGUGGCGAGAAAGCCUUAGGUGGACUCGAGGCGCCUGCGGCCGGCGGACAGCGGGCCCCACGGAAAAGUGGGGGCAGAAGUUGGGAGGUGAAAGUUGGGAGGCCCACUCGUGGCUUUCACGCAGGAUUGGAUCUCCAUUUCUUCUGGGGCAGACGGGAGCAACUGCCCCAUCAGCUUUAGGGGGCCAGCCGAGGCUUCUGUGCCUUAAGACUGCCGGGGUUCUCAGCACCUGCCCAGCGCUCCGGGCGAGGCCGUGGCCAUGGUGAAUGAAGAUCCCAACCUGGAGGAGCGAGAUGGCACCCCCGAACGGGAGGCGGCGUUCCGGGAGGACCCCAGCAUUUCUGCCCACCCCAGCGUCUCGGCCCAUCCCAGCAUCUCCACGGAACCCAGCGUCUCGGCCCAUCCCAGCGUCUCCUUCCACCCCAGCUUCUCUGCAAACCCCAGCAGUUCAGCCUUCCCCAGUACCGCGGCACCUGGUGUCUUGGCCCAACCCAGUAGCUCGGGCCCCGAGGACCUCAGCACGAUCAAGGUGAGCAAGCGCCGCUGGGUGGUGGUCCUGGUGUUCAGCUCUUACUCCAUGUGCAACGCCUUCCAGUGGAUCCAGUAUGGCUCCAUCAAUAACAUCUUCAAGAACUUUUACGGCGUCAGUGCCUUUGCCAUCGACUGGCUGUCCAUGUGCUACAUGCUGACCUACAUCCCUUUACUACUGCCGGUGGCCUGGCUGCUGGAAAAAUUCGGCCUGCGCACCAUCGCCCUGACUGGCUCCGCUCUCAACUGCCUGGGGGCCUGGGUGAAGUUAGGGAGCCUGAAGCCACAUCUCUUCCCAGUCACUGUGCUGGGCCAGGUCAUCUGCUCCGUGGCCCAGGUCUUCAUCCUGGGCAUGCCGUCCCGCAUCGCUUCUGUCUGGUUCGGGGCUAACGAAGUCUCCACGGCCUGCUCCAUAGCUGUCUUUGGCAAUCAGCUCGGAAUCGCGAUUGGGUUCUUGGUCCCUCCUGUUUUGGUACCCAACAUCGAAGACCAGGACAAGCUUGCCUACCACAUCAGCAUCAUGUUCUAUAUCAUAGCAGGUGUCGCCACUCUGCUUUUCAUCCUUGUCAUUAUUGUAUUCAAGGAGAAGCCUAAACAUCCACCCAGCAGGGCCCAAUCCCUGAGCUAUUCCUUAGCAACCACUGAUGCUUCGUACUUAAGUUCCAUCAUCCGGCUCUUCAAAAACCUCAACUUCGUGCUGCUUAUCAUCACCUAUGGUCUGAAUACUGGGGCUUUUUAUGCCUUGUCCACUCUGCUGAACCGCAUGGUGAUCUUGCACUAUCCGGGGGAAGAGGUGAAUGCUGGGAGAAUAGGCCUGACCAUUGUCAUUGCAGGAAUGCUCGGGGCUAUGAUCUCAGGCGUCUGGCUGGAUAGGUCCAAAACCUACAAGGAGACAACGCUGGCGGUCUAUAUUAUGACUCUGGUGGGCAUGGUGGUGUACACAGUGACCUUGAGCCUGGGGCACCUGUGGGUCGUGUUCAUCACAGCUGGCACACUGGGGUUCUUUAUGACUGGCUACCUGCCGCUGGGAUUUGAGUUUGCCGUGGAGCUGACCUAUCCAGAAUCGGAAGGCAUAUCGUCUGGCCUCCUCAACGUGUCUGCUCAGGUCUUUGGGAUCAUCUUCACCAUCUCCCAGGGCCAGAUUAUCGAGAACUACGGAACCAUGCCCGGGAACAUCUUUCUGUGUGUUUUCCUUACCCUUGGAGCAGCCCUCACUGCAUUCAUCAAGGCUGAUCUCCGGAGGCAAAAAGCAAACAAAGAAACUCCUGAGAAUGUUGUUCCAGGAUUUCACUACGGCAACCAAGUCCUUGUGCACUCAGGCCAGAAACUCCAGGAAGAGGAGGAAAAGGAGGAAAAGGAGGAGAACAAUACCAGCAAAGCACCCACCACUGCAUCUGAGGAGCACCUCUGAGAGAAAAAGGUGGUUGCGACUCAGGGAACACAGAACAUGCCCCCCCGGCCCCUUUCAGCCAGCAUGGCUCCCUCUGCCAGCACAAAGGUCUUUGCCAGCAGAUUCUGGAGAGGACUGGCUGGAAUAUUUGUGGCUUGGAUGGCGGUGCCUAUGCUUCUGGAACCCACUCAAGAGCUUGCAUAGUCUAGCUGGGGAAAAUCAUACCUUUUGCCCCGUGCAGAUUUGAUUCCCACUACCUCCCCUUCUAAGCUCUGAGAGCUGGCAUUGGGAGAGGCUGGUAAGUGGUGGGGUCGAUCCUGGCUUUGCACCUUGCCUUCCCCACCCUCACCUCCAUUCCUCAUGGAGAAAGUCUGCCAGAUUAUCACAGAAAGAAAGCUUAUUCAGGAUAUUAACUUUUUUCUGGUGUCUCAAGACCCUUAGAAGCCCAAUUCUAAGGAGCAGCAGCUGUUCUGGAAGAGUCAUUGCUGGGUCAUCAGACUGACUGCUAGGUUGCUGUGGGGAAGAAAGCACCAUUGAAGAAAUCCAGGGGCACUCUGGGCCUAGGUUCUCAUGGCCUAAUGUUGGGGUCUGUCUCCAAACCCUCUGUCCUAACAGCUGAUCAAACCAAAUGUCAAUAAAUUUGAGAAAGA